Messenger RNA from Adineta steineri, 2199 nucleotides. The record is from the annotation of a GenBank genome assembly. NCBI's taxonomy places the organism in Eukaryota, Metazoa, Rotifera, Eurotatoria, Adinetida, Adinetidae.
AUGUCAACAUUACCCUGGAUUAAAUAUGAUAAUGGACCUUUGUCUGGUAAUGAAAAUCAUGCUGAGCUACCAACUAAUUGUUUCCCUGUACGAAAUAUUUUACGAAGUUCAUCAUCGAAUCAACAAUGGGUUGUAGCAUUACGUGAUACAGAACAACGACGUUUUGCAGCAAUUCUUACAACACUCUCAGCACCAACACCAUUUGAAACUGAAAUAACUCAAACAGAAAUUAAGAAAAAACAACGAUGGGCAGGAAAAGAACAAACUGUUGAACAUUUAUUAGAUGGAUUUUUUAUUAUGCAUCAUUGUGCGAUUGAAGAUCCAUCAAAUGUUGUAAUUUUACGUGUCAAUGGAUUAGAAUUGCAAGAUGUUACAGAAGAAGAUUUUUUAUUAUUUGAUAAUGUUUUACAAAUUGAUGCAAGUGAAAAUCAAUUACCAUUUCAUGGUUUUAAAACUUUUCCACAAUUAAUGCAACUUGAUUUAUCAUUCAAUCAAAUUAAAAAUAUAAAAAUCAAUGUAAACGAUUAUGAAACACUUGAAGAAUUAAAUCUUUCAUUUAAUAAUUUAACAAUGCAUGAUAUUGAAACAUUAGGAAUGUUACCAUCAUUACGUACACUUCAUGCAACUGGUAAUGAUCUUGUUGGAUUACCACGUCGAUUCGCUAAAUCUUAUAUAUAUACUGAUAUACAUGGAAAAGAAUAUGUUAAAGAACGUUAUCCUCGACUUGAAGAAUUAUAUCUUAAUCAAAAUAAAUUUGUCGAAGAUGAAUUAUUUAUUUAUCUAUCAUCUUUAAAAAAGCUCAAACGUCUUCAUUUACAAAAUAAUCAUAUUCAUACAAUUCCAUUUUUAAAAGUUCUACAAGGCCGUCAAAUCGUUCAAGAAUAUUCGAAAUCAGCAAUGAAACGAAAACGUACUGAGAAUUCUAAUUCAUCUGGAAAUUCUAAUCAAGAUAUAACUGCUUCUAGUAAUGAUGAUAUCGUAAAGAGUACAAUAUUCGAAGAGGAUGAAGAAAAUGUUUCAAGUGAUCAAAAGCAAACUACUAUUGCUAGCACAGAUCAAGAGAUUUCAUUACCACCAUUUCCUGAAUUACAAUAUCUUGAUCUAAGUUCAAAUUUGAUUGAAGAUGAAGAUGAUGUAAUGGCUAUUGCAUCAUGGCCAAGUUUGACUGAAAUUAUUCUUGUUGAUAAUCCACUUAUUCAACGACAUGUUGGACUUCCACCUUUAAUUGAAAAUUUUCUAAUUGAUAGACUUGGAAUGAAAAUUCAUCGAACUAAUCCAUCUUUAAAAUCUGAAAAACAAUUUUAUGCUAAACCAAUUAAAAAACAUCGUAAAGUUAAUACUCGUGUAGCUAAAGUUCCAAAAAUUCCUAUUGAUCAAUUAUUAUCCGGUGCUGUCAAACAAUAUAUUGAUUAUGUUAAAACUGAUACUGAUGUAACAACAAAUGAACGAGCAUUAACUGGUAUUAGUGAACAGAAUUUUUCAUCAGAUGAGGAUAAAUUUAAAACUAAUGAUUCAACUUUAAAUGACAUUGAAAAUAAAUAUAAUAAUGAUACAUCAACUGAUAAUUUAAAUUCCAAUGAACAAACAGAAAAUAUUUUUAUGACUGAAUUUGAAAAUGAAGAUAUUUAUCCAAAUGAAACAACUAUAGAACAAUCGAAUCGAUCGGAAUCAAAAGAACAAACACAAACUUCACUUGUAUCGAAUGAAAAAUUUAAAGGUUUUGAAAUCUUUCUUGAUAUUGACAAUGAAAAGGAUAUUCCUGUACCAAAUAAUGUUAUUCAUUGCGUGCGUGAUUUAAAACAAAUUUUACGUAAUCCAUUAGUUAUUAGGCAUGACAAAGUCCAGGUUGAUCGUGUUCAACGUACAUUUGUUCCACAGAGAAUGGAGCGUACUUUACCACCGAUUAAAUUACCUAAUAAACCUAAAAUUGAAGAAAUUAAUAAAUUAUUAGAUAUAAUACGUGAUCGAAAAACAAUUAUUGAUCAACCACUUGGUCAAAUACUUAAUAAUAAUAAAGAUAAAGUAAGUCAAAGACGUGCAAAAUCUCUUGUUACUGAAAUUCAACGUCAUUAUGAACAAGUACGAAGUAUAUCAUUACGAUCUGUUCGCACACCAGGUACAACAUUAGAUCGAGCUAUUAAUCGAUUACAACGAUUUGAUACAAAUAUAUCAUUAAAAAAACCAAAUACUGACACUUGA